AAACACGUCCAUCAAACUUGUCUUCUUCUAACAAGGAUGGGAGAGUCUCGACUCAUCGUUGAGGAGAUGCUGGCGCUUUGUCUCCAGCGAAUGGCAUUCGAAGAAAGUGCGAGGACCACUGAGCUUGAGUUCAUGGAAGUGGUGAACAACUUUGAGAGCUUCCGGAAGCGAUGGCUGCAUGCGGAGUUGGAGAUGAAGAAGUACAAGGAGCUGCUGGUCAAGUCGGAUGUGGCUAAAGCUGCUCUGGAGGUCAAACUGAAACACGCCCGCAACCAGCUGGACGUGGAAAUGAAGAAGCGCUACAAGAUGGAGGGCGACUACCAUUACCUGCAGCGGCAGAUGCAGCUCAUGUGCGACAUCCUGGUUCACGACAGCAAAUCCAGCGCGUGUUUGAACGAGGAGCAGAAAUCUCUUCUGGCCACCUUCGACCACAAAGGACCCAACGUGACUCUGCAGCGCAGCAGCAAGCGAUUGUCUGCGAUCGAUGAGUCGUCCUUCUUGUCGCACUCCGACAUCAGCUACGACCGGACAGAUGACGACAUGGACCUGGACUCUACUGUCAUCAAACCUCUGCGCUCGCGUGCGCGAGAGAGGAGGCGCACGUCCAUGAAUGUCAGCCUUGCCGCUCCCGUAGGAAGACUCGGGCGAGGCGGCAAUAUUUCUGCCGAGCUCCUGGAGUCCAAAACUGUGGGGAAGGAGGUGGAGACCAUGGUCAGGGCGUCGGUGCAGAUCCCCGAGACUGGUGGUCAGGUUCCCUUGGCGGUCGGCGUCCUGCAGGAGGAAGCAGGCGGUUCCACGCAGGAGACUGCUGGAGAGCAAACGUCCGUGUGUGACCAAGUGCAGAUGAGAAAACACCUCUUCCUCUCUAAGACGGUGAUCCGCCCUGAGAUGUGUCUGCCUUGCGGAAAAAGAAUCCGCUUUGGCAAGAUGGCGCUCAAGUGCAGAAAGUGCCGCACCGUCGCUCAUCCCGAGUGCAAGGAGAUGUGUGCUGAAAGCUGCCCUGACAGCGCGGCGCCAACAGGAAGUGCUCAAAUGGUGAGCUCUUCUCCCUCAAUGAGCGCCUGGCGAAGGCUGAUCUUCUUCUCUCCCGACCAGGACUCGCUGGAGGCUUCGGCUCCUCCGAGUCAUCCCAGGGUUCCUGCGCUGGUCAUGGAGUGUGUGCGAGAGAUCGAGAGGCGGGGCUUACAGGAGCGAGGACUCUACAGAGUUCCUGGUGGCGAGCGGCAGGUGAAGGAGUUGCGGGAUCGCUUCCUGGCUGGAAAAACUCCGCUUCAGCUGGGGAAGGUUUCAGAUAUCCAUGUGGUUUGUGGCGUCCUCAAAGAUUUCCUGAGGAAGCUCAAAGAACCGCUGGUCACCUUCCGGCUCCAUCGCAACUUCAUGGAAGCUUCUGAGAUGAGCGACCAGCAUCACUCGUCGGCCGCCAUGUUUCAGGCCGUCGCUGAGCUGCCCAAGUCCAACCGAGACACGCUGGCCUUCCUCAUGCUUCAUUUCCACAAGGUGAUGCAGAGUCCUCCGUGUCAGAUGGACCACAAUAAUCUGUCUCGGGUGUUUGGACCCACUCUGGUGGGACACGGCAUGUCUGAACCCUCGCCGUCGACCAUCUUGCAGGACACAAACGUGCAGCCCAAGGUCAUCUGUCGCUUGUUGUCGCUCCCAGAAGACUACUGGAGGCGGGUCCUGAGUGUCCAGACUAAAACCCCGAACCUUGCCCAAGCUCGCUUCUUCAAGCCGCUAACGUCUCCUGAGCUGAAGAGCUACCAGGCCCUGGGCUCCAAUCCGGGUCGCAUCAAAAACUUGGCCAGUGCUUUCAGCAACGUGCGAACUGAGCCGGGGAAGAAGUUCUUCACGUCGCCCAGCUGACACUUUUACUUAAGGAAACACAACUGAAUAAAAGAUGAAACCUGCAAUUUAAAAAAAGAA
Entelurus aequoreus (snake pipefish) is the source of this 1920-nucleotide messenger RNA. Its product is annotated as rac GTPase-activating protein 1. The transcript is spliced from 16 exons. Gene Ontology annotation, biological process: signal transduction. Bases 37 to 1860 code for a protein of 607 amino acids. NCBI's taxonomy places the organism in Eukaryota, Metazoa, Chordata, Actinopteri, Syngnathiformes, Syngnathidae. The record is from RefSeq and is a predicted model, not a curated record.